Molecule: messenger RNA, 1548 nt
Organism: Jaculus jaculus (lesser Egyptian jerboa)
Lineage: Eukaryota; Metazoa; Chordata; Mammalia; Rodentia; Dipodidae
Gene: Knstrn
Product: kinetochore localized astrin (SPAG5) binding protein
Exons: 9
Coding region: 1-963 (320 amino acids)
Biological process (GO): mitotic sister chromatid segregation; spindle organization; regulation of attachment of spindle microtubules to kinetochore
Cellular component (GO): mitotic spindle; centriolar satellite; kinetochore
Source: RefSeq, a predicted model, not a curated record
AUGGCGGCUCCCGAAGCCGCCGUCCAGGAUACAGUAUUCCGUACGGCAGCGCCGCCUUCAGAAUGUGAACCACGCCCCUUCCCGCCCAGCUCCCGGAAGUUGGCUUUUGAAACCCAGGCGGCAGACCCAGCAGACUGCUUGGCGGUUGGUGCUGAGCAUCUUUUGAACACGAACAAGGAGGACUGCGGGCCCGAGCGGCAGGCGCCUGGGGCCCAGGCGGACCACCCCGUUACGAUGCCCGUUAUGAAGGCCAGUGUGGUCAAGAAGGGGUACAGCGUGCAGCCCCCCUCGGUGCGGAGCAGCGGCAGCCAGCCUGCAGAUAUGCAGACUCAAGCCACUUCUAAGAGCUUAUUACCAAUUAAAUCAAAAGAUGUUGAUGUAUCCAGACAUCUUCAUCCAGGAGAUUCAGAGACUGAUGUAACAAAAGUCACCAAACCGAGACGAGAGAAUGGGCUGACAAAAGCUACUGAGACUGCUAUCAGGAAGAAUGUCAGAAAGGGCUAUAAACCAUUGAGUAAGCAGAAACCAGAGGAAGAGCUCAAGGAUAAGAACCAGCUCUUAGAGGCUGUCAACAAGCAGUUGCAUGAGAAGUUGACUGAAACACAGGAAGAGCUGAAGGACCUAACCCAGAAAGUGGAGCUGCUGGAGAAGUUUCAGGGUAACUGUUUAGCAAUUUUGGAGAGCAAAGGCCUCAACCCAGGCAAUGAGACCCUGGAGUCACAGCAGGAAUCCACUACAGAUCACACGGACUCCAUGUUGCUGCUAGAAACUUUGAAAGAUGAACUGAAGACUUUUAAUGAAAGUGCCAAAAAGCAGAUGGAGGAGUUACAGGCCUUAAAGGUAAAGUUGAAAUUAAAAGAAGAAGAAAGGGUCCGAUUUCUGGAACAGCAAACUUCAUGUAACGACCAAGUCAAUGAUUUUUCAGUAAUCCUAGAGGAAAUGGAGCAGCUGUUAGAAAUGUAAUAAAAAAGCAAGUGGUCAGAAGGCUCCCUUUUAUGAAUAAACUCUCAAAGGAAGCCUCUUAGGAUAUCAUCUUGACCAUGAUCUUCAAGGACUCACCGUCCCCAGAGUGAAAACAGUUUCUGCAAUAAGAUUAAGGGCAUUUUAUGCUGGAAUGGGGUUUCUCCCUCAAGCAGGUUUCCCCACCUUCAGCUUGGAAUGCUUUCCUAAGUCUUACAUGUAGCUAAUGCAAGCCUGCGAGAGUGGGAUCAGGAAGCUUGACUCUUCCUCUUGCAGUACAUCAUUAGAAUAAACUUGACUCUACCUCCUGGAGUACAUCAUUAGAAUCAAGAGACUAAACCAGCCACCACCAGAAGAUCUAGAAGACCGCAUUCAAAUUUAUGGAAGACACCCUUCAUUACAAUAGCACACGUGCCCUAGGGAGACAUCACUCAGCAGCUAUGCUGUCUCCUAUCUUGGAACACAUUCUCUCCAUCUAGUUGGGCGAAAUUUAUGAACUUGAAAUUGCUUAACGUUUUUCAGCUUAAUAAAUGGGGUGAGGGCAUACAUAGUAAUAACACACCUGAAACAAUACAUCGUGGAGCUUUU